AGACAGACCACGUCGAACGCAUACUUCCUUUUUCCUGUUUUUCUGUGUUUUUUUUUUUCUUUUUCAAAAAGGACAUUCUACUCGUUGUUUUCGAUUCAGCCACGUAAAAUAUACUAGCUGCUGAGCUUGCUGCGUUAUCACUUGGUCAGAAAGUGGAAACAUGAGUGGUCUGACAGCGUUCCUGCAAACCGAGUUGCUGUCGCUGUCAAGCGAAGCAAGACGGAAACAUCCCGAAAUUAAAGAAGCAGCUGAACGUCUGAGCGCUAUUUUACGAAGCUUCAAGGAACGACCGGGUCACAGCAUAGCCAACGAAUUGUCGAAAUCCGAAGAUGCACUGCGUCCCUUUGUCUUGGCCUGUGAAACGAAACAGGUCAAGCUAGUAACCAUCGCUAUUGGCUGCAUUCAAAAGCUCAUCUCCUUUCACGCCAUACCAGAGACGUCGGUGAGAACCAUUCUAAGAACCUUGGUGGAUAUUAGCGUGCACGGUGUCGAAAUUCAGCUCAAAAUACUACAAACAGUGUUGCCCUUGUUAACAAACUAUCGAAGUGUUCAUGAUGAUAUUCUGGCAGAGGCAUUGCUGAUAUGUUUUCGAUUGCAAGAUUCAAAAAUUGUCGUUGUGAAUAAUACCGCAGCAGCCACAUUACGGCAACUGGUGAUUUUCGUCUUUGAUAAAGUAGCCAAGGAGGAUGCAGCGCAACUAAGCAAGGAAGAGGCGAAACAUGAGGUGCAACUCAGUAGAGAUGAGACCAUUCUACUGCAUCCAUGCGCAAAGGAUGCGUUUUAUCUGUUCCAAGAUUUGUGCUUGCUCACGAGUGGUGAACCAGCCGAGUACCUUCGGUUAGGUCAUCUGUCAAAGACAUUUGGCCUGGAAUUGAUCGAAAGUGUACUGACCAAUCAUUACACACUAUUCCCGGAACAUAAAGAGCUGAUAUUUCUCCUAAGGGAACGAGUUUGUCCGCUCAUUCUGAAGAUCUUUUCUGAAAAACACGAGUUUCCUCAAACCAUGCGUCUUACCCGCGUCGUCUACAUUCUUAUCAAACAGUUCAACGAGAUAUUGAUCACCGAGUGUGAGAUUUUCCUGUCCAUGUUUGUCAAGGUACUGGAGCCAGAGAAUCCGCUUUGGCAGCGAGUGCUUGCGAUGGAAAUCUUUCGCGGCGUGUGCGGUGACUGUCACUUGCUGUGCUCGAUCUACAAGUGGUACGAUCGACAAAAUAAUUUUACCAACGUGUUUCGCGACAUGAUCACCGCGUUUGGUCGCUUGGCUUCGGAAAAGCCUCAUCUCAUUGGGGCCAGUCAAGGCGCUUGGGACAGUGUCGAUCAUAGUGGCAGCACCACGCCUCACGCGUACAAUCACCCCAGUGCCAGCAGUCCCGGACAAAAUGAGCAUUGCAUUAGCGCCAAUUCAUCGACGAUGCGCAUCCAAUGUAUUGAUCAACUGGACAAGGCCGAUCCUCCGACUAUUCCGGAGACUUACAUUUUUUACUUGGCACUUCUGUGUCUUAAUUCGAUCGCCGACGGAUUAGCAGGGUACGCGUUACCGCGGUUUUCGCAUGGCAACGGACGUAGCACGAGCACGACGACGUCCAAAACGCAACGCUCCGCGACCUUGGACUCCAAGGCAAAAGACGAAUCGGCUACCGAGGAAGUCACCAUCAAAGACGAUCUGCAACUCAUUACCGAUAUGGCCAACGAUGCUUGGCCGGGAUUACUAGCCGCCAUGUCAUUCUACCUAUCCACCAAUAUCGACGAAGAAUUAUUCCAAAGUACCAUGCGAUCGUACCAAAACUUUACAAACGUAUGCGGCAUGCUGAAUCUCGUCGUUCCUCGCGAUGCCUUCCUCACCAAUCUGUGCAAGAAUGCCAUCCCUGCCAGUUCAGUGUUCUCGGCAGCAGGAUUUUUUGGCGGGAAAUCGGGCGCCAGUUCAUCGAGUUUAUCGUCCAUGGCAGUGGCUGCUCCUGUAGCGAUCGCUUACACCGAUUUGCCCGUUCAACAACAACAGAUCCUCGCGAAUAUGACACUUAGCGAUAAAAAUCUGUAUAGUCUACGUAUCCUGUUGAACAUUGCCAUGUUUCUCGGUAGUGUAUUGGGACCGUCUUGGUACCUGGUGCUUGAAACACUUCAACAAGCCGACCUCUUGCUGCUCAGUCGUCUUACCCCUAAAGGCGGCGUCAGCACGCCCAACAACACCACACCGAACCUUCGACGCACCUUGACCAGUUCCCAGAGCAAUUCUGGCACGAAUCCCGCAUUAUCGCCCGGCAAUCCUACGACGACGUCGACUACCCAAAUGAUGGAUGCGGAUCAUAUUGCUGUGAUUCAAACAUCCAUGAACCGACUUUUUGAGAACAGCAAAUACCUCAACGAACAGGCCUUUAUCGAUUUCGCCACGGCGUUGUGUCGUCUAAGCGCGGAAUUCACGGGAGUGAAUUUCCACGAUACUGACGCCUCCUCAUCAUUGACGAAAUCUUUCAAAGCCAAAAUAUUCAACCACAAAUCAUUUGCCAUCGAUAAACUGCGCCACAUUGUCAUGCUGGAUAUCAAUCGGCUCAUCAAUCCACAAAGCGAUGCGGCCGUGUGGGAUCUCAUUAUGUCGCACCUCAUUGCCACCGCCAAUUGCGCUACCACGCCUUCGCCGAUCCGAACUCAAUGCUGCCAAGCCAUCUCUGACAUCAUUUUAACCGCCAUGGACCACGUUCUGUCCGAAUACAAGGAGGCCGAUGAAAGAAUUCAAACGCGACUGUUGACCGCUCUGAAUCAAUGUAUCAAUAACAGCACGGGCAGCGAAUCACGGCGUCCCAGUCAAGUGGCGGGCAGUGAUAAAUGGGGCACGGGCAAAUCGUUCACCGAAGUCCAAAAAAUGGCGCUUGAAACGCUGAAUAAUCUACUACAGACAUCGGGUCAUUCCUUUACGUGCGGAUGGGGACUGAUAUUUGACAUGUUACGCCACGCAACCACCACGUCGAUCAGUUUACAAAACGACUAUGCGAACAAUGAGGAUGAAUUGGAGGGUAAAAACGGGGAUGAAGAUGGCAAGAGCGGGGAACGUGCCAGUAUCGAUACGACGACGUCUUCCCUCAUGGCCGCCAGCACUGCGGGUCACAGCUUGAGCGGGCACAGUAUCAAAGCGUCGGCCGGGCUCAUUAAAGUCGCGUUUGCCAGUUUGCAGUUGAUCUGCACCGACUUUUUAUCAUUGCUGUCACCGGAUUGUCUGCGCCAAUGUAUCGCGACCCUGGGCUCGUUUGGCAUGCAGAGUGAAGAUCUCAACAUCAGUCUCACGGCCGUAGGACUGUUGUGGAAUUUGGCGGAUUUUAUUCAGACGCAACGUUUGGAAGUGGUGAAAAACGCCGAGUCGGAACUCAUGUCAGGUGAGACCGCCAAAGGAGAAGACGAAAUUGCGAAGGAAGACAUGAACGUGGAUCAGCCCAUUGAGAACGAACAAAGUCGGAAAGUGUACAAUAUUCUUUGGAUGAUCUUGUUACUGCAACUCUCGCAUACAUGCACGGACUGGCGGCCCGAAGUACGCAACGGGGCGAAUCAGACGUUGUUCCGCACCAUCAUGAUGAAUGGCAAUAUGCUGAGCGAAGAACUCUGGAAUGCCUGUCUGUGGCAAGUGCUGUUUCCUCUGCUGGAUGCGGUCAAGAUGUCAUCGAUUCGUGCAUCGCGGAUGAUGUUGUCUGCGCGAUCGGCUGGGUCGUCGCCACCCAUGGAACGUGAUUCGUCCGGAUUCAUGCUCCAUCAUUCCCGUGAUACAGCGGAAAAACAGUGGGACGAAACCAAGGUGCUGGUGCUCACCGGCAUGGCCGGCAUUUUCAACGAUUUUCUCUCGCAGUUGUAUCGAUUACCUCGGUUUGAGCAAGCAUGGUCGCUCCUUUUAGUGCACCUGGAAGAUUCGUGCCUACAGUCGAGUCAGGAAGUGGCCUUGGCAAGCAUAAAGAGUUUCCGCAGCAUCGUGACACUGUCACCCGAGUUUGAGAUUGAUGAAAAGAUUACAAAGUUGUGGCGACAGGCUUUGGGGUCCUGGGAAACCAUCGGUGGCGGGAUCAUGAGCUCGAAAUUAAGCGAGAAAGAAUUGCAAGAAAUUCAGGCGCGAAGACGUCCCGUGGACCUCGAACUGCACUCGCUCACCUUGUCACUGUCGUCAUCGACCAUUUCUCCCAUUUCCGAAGAUUUUACCCAAGAUACCCUCACCGCUUACGUGAAUAUGUUCAUUGCGCUUCAUCGUGUGAUUGCGCCCACCUUUAAUUUGGAAGAUUUGGGAUCCCUGCUGGGCGUGUUACGCAAUGUCAUGGUGUACCCCACGAGCCCGCAGUAUCGACCGGAUAUCGAUAAUCUGUCCCCACUUCAGGAAGCCAUACUGGAGGUGUUCCAAGUCUUGGAUAUGCAAAAUCCCGGCGUGGCCCCAUUGGUGCUCAUGGAUCUAUCAGAGUACAUGACCCUCGCCUUCCUGAGUCCGCAGGACGAUCCCCAAAAAUCCAAAGCAUACAUCCCGCCUAAUCAACGCAAAUUCUCUACCGUGACCUACAUUGCUCUCAACAAACGAUGUAGUACCAUUGUUGCAGAGUUAUUCAAGAGUCACGUCGACAACCCGGUCCUCUACAGUGACGGCGUCUUUGAACGGAUUAUUGGCUCGUACGGCCUGCCCAUGAAACUAAAAUACGAUUGCCCUCCUUCGUAUAAACACGGCGACGAUAAGACGCCUUUGUGGAAAAUGGCCACCACAGGAUUACUCGACGUGUUGUCGGUCGGUCUCAAAGUCAUGCAAUCACUGGGUGAAGACGUACCUCUCGAACGGUUUUCAGGAGUGUGGUGGACUUUGGUGGAUAUUUUUGAAGGAAGUCUCUUAUCACCAAGUGCACCGCCAACCACGCUGUCGAUUGAAGAAUUAGAUAUAGAUGAACAAUUCGAUAUUAUGACUUUGAAUAUCAUUCAGAAAGAUAUCAUGGUCUACAUGGGCGAAGCGCGCGUUCCGAAAGAAGUGAUCAAGAAGAUGGUCCAUGUCAUCAAAGAAAGCUCGCGAUUGUACUAUGUCGAUGACAGUGAUGCCCACAGAAAAGCCGAAACGGAAGCAGAAGAUGAACGUCCGACCAAACAAUUGGCAAUUGAAAGUGGGACAAAAGCACAAGGUAUUCAGGAACGGACGAGUGAGUUGGUCGGUACCACAGGAACCAUUGUGCCUGUCAUGAAAGAAGCGUUUGCGUAUGCGGCCUUUAAAUCGUUGUUUGGACUCUGUUCGGCCGAUCACACCGACUUUCCUCAAGUGCGACAUCGUAUUGCGCAAAUCACAAUCCCAGUGUUGCUGGACCGUUGCGAGACGAUUCUACGAAACUAUGCGGCCGAUGAACCUUUGAUGGGUCGUUGUCCUUUCCCAAGGUACUUGAUGGGAGUACGAAAAGAAGAAAUGCUGUUCUUUUUAAAACAAUCCAUUCAACUACGGCUCAAAGAAGAUAUCAUGGAAUUCCAUGAGGAUGUGAAAGAUACGGCAAAAUAUCAACUGUUAUCGGGUCCUAAAGCUCACCUCUUUUAUCUGUAUCCUGCUCUUUGCCACAUGAUUACGUGUGGCGAUCCAAUCAUCGUCACUCUCAUCCAAGAGUGCUUACAAGUAGCAGGAGCCGAGAUUGGAUUGGGAUCUCGACAUUCACCACUCGCUACCCAAUAACCCGGUCCGUACUUUUUUCCCUAUACAUUCUUUAUAAUAUCCAUCCAUCACUUCCUGUGCCGCGUUCAAAACCAUAGAAAUUAAAAAAUCCUAAAUUACAACAAGCUGACAAAAAUGAGUUGAUGUCGUAUGGAUACCUCGCGUCACAUAACCACUA
Molecule: messenger RNA, 5813 nt
Organism: Radiomyces spectabilis
Lineage: Eukaryota; Fungi; Mucoromycota; Mucoromycetes; Mucorales; Radiomycetaceae
Exons: 14
Coding region: 161-5656 (1831 amino acids)
Source: RefSeq, a predicted model, not a curated record